Molecule: messenger RNA, 597 nt
Organism: Naegleria lovaniensis
Lineage: Eukaryota; Heterolobosea; Eutetramitea; Acrasida; Naegleriidae
Exons: 2
Coding region: 1-597 (198 amino acids)
Source: RefSeq, a predicted model, not a curated record
AUGAAGUCCUCAAAGAAUUCUACGGGGGCAGUAAAUAACGUCUCUGCGAAUAAGAUUGCAAAUGGUUUUCCUGAUUUUCAUCACAAGAUGAGCAAGAAGAUUGCUCAACUUACAAAGGUGAUUUAUCAUUUGAACACAAAAAAUGAUGAUCAUGAAUUUCAAUUAAACUCUUUGGCGGACGCUUAUGAGUCCGAGAUUGAAGAUAUAAUCAGAGACACCACAGCCAAACUGGCCAUGUUUCGGGAACAAAUUGAAAAAAAGAAUAAUGACACUAAAAUUACGGACAUUGUAAAGACACUCACCUCAAAACACAAUCAAGAACGACAAAAGGCUAUGGACGAGUUUGAAGAGUUCAAACGAAAAGCAAAAGAACGAGAGGAAAUUCUGAAACGAGAAUAUGAAGAAAAAGUCAAAGAUCUUACAAGGACACUGCAGAAUGUCAAGGAAGAGUUCAAUCAACGACUCGUUCGAUUUACAACUCUUACUGACGAACUAGAAAAGAACAAAAAUAAGGGUGACGCCGAUAUGAGACUACAACAUAACAAAGAAGUGGAGGAAUUAGUGCACACCUACAACAAAAGUAUAAUGAUAUGCUAA